Molecule: messenger RNA, 8132 nt
Organism: Varroa destructor (honeybee mite)
Lineage: Eukaryota; Metazoa; Arthropoda; Arachnida; Mesostigmata; Varroidae
Gene: dbo
Product: Kelch-like protein diablo
Molecular function (GO): protein binding
Source: RefSeq, a predicted model, not a curated record
UAGUAUAGUGUUUGGUGUAAACAAAUCGGGAUGACGACCUGCUUUAGCCACGAGGAGUGCAUAUUUGUCUGUCGUUAUCGUCAAGUAGAUAUUUGUAUUUGUUGGGUUGUACACAAUAGGGUUAUAUGAUGGCUCCAUAUGAGCACGACGUAGGGACUGUUACAUUGUUGGUGGGUUAAGCCCACCGAAAUCAAUCUCAGGCGUAAAAUUGUGUACGUGACAUAAGGUUAACAUCCAAAACUUCACCUGGUAGUUUUCGUGCUGGUGUGUCAUAGUAACAGAGGUUAACUAAGACUAUUUGCUAGUUGACUGUAAUAAAACGAUGACUAACAUUCUGCGUCAGGUGGACAUUUCGAAGCGACCCUCCUCUUGUGCGCGGGCGCAGUGCUUACAGUUACCCCAAGCUGGACUAUACUUUCAAUUAGGCUGUUUCGCGCGUUGUACUGAUUCGAACUUGAUCAACUGCCGACAUUUAGAUACGAAUUCAGUUAACCUACGCAUAUGCCAACAACAUAUGUUGAAUACAUGGCAAACUAUAUCGAGGUUAUCCCACUUCUGGGUAAUCAAUAACAAAACGAUAGCCCCACACAAUUAUCAUCGUGUGUAGUUGGAUCUGAAGCCGAAAUUCGGUGUCUUUUGUGACACAUCGCGUGUCUUACGAAACGCCAGAAAUUGCGGUGACCUCGUGUUUAAAAUAACAAAUAUUAUGUGCCAAAUAAUCGCACCUGCGCUUAUUAUAUGCAGGAAGUUUUGGCAGCACUCGUAGUACUUUUUUCUUAUGAGUUUCAUCCUAAUCUGAAGGAAAUCACUAGAACUAUAGGACCUUUGAAGUGUUGUGAAAUUCCUCUAUGAAACACCAUUACUAGGUGUGUUGAUAUUUACAGGCACUGCAUUAGUUAUAUUAAUGGGCAUCUUGCAGUUCUGAGCGCCGAGGAUCAGUAUUUGGUAAUAUUGACGUCAUGAGUCUAUAGAAAGAUAAACAAUUUAUCUCUUUAAAAAAAGUUAAACAAUUUAACUUUUUUUUGCACGUGUGCGUGUAUAUGGUCGCACGUUAUAUUUUCUAGAUAUAUGUAUUUUAAUAUAUAUGAGAUAUUGUGAUGUAUUAGAUUAUUUUUUGGCUCGAUAAAUACGAAUUGCAUAGAUUUUCACCGUUCUUUUGUUGUUUGUGGACGAUCAACAGUUGCCUCCAGUGAGGCAUCUACUGUCCCCCCAAUACCUUCAGUCCAUUUGAUACGAUACGUACCAGAUAACUUUUGCCACACUGAUGUCAUGUUUACGCGCAUCCUUCUCCGCCAAGGUUUUUUGAGGGUCUUCGUUAAUUUUAUUCUUCGUUGCUUAAAGUUGUGUUUCAAAAUUUCUGUCAAGUUUAGUUUGUCGAAUAGAAAGCCGUUAUCUUGAUCCGCCGAAGUUAGCGUUGAGAUGCUGUAAUCGAAAUUAAUGUUAAUGUACGGAUGAGAGAAAAACUGUUGCCCUCUUAGACCUCUUGUCGGUUCUCUUCAAUUGCUGCGUUCUUUGCUACCGCCUCGCGAAUACGCAACUGAAAGUCGAUCGCGAUGGUACUGACAACGGCGACGACGCCAUCGCGUUUUCGAGCAUCCGCGCGAAUCUCCAGAAAAUGUUCGCCUCUCAGAGUUAUACGAACGGACAUCACAAGGAAAUGUUUUGCCCGUUUUACGUCGUCACCACGAUCGGCAAUGGUGCUGAAGCGAAACGUAAAAAUCGAGCUGCGGACGAUUUUUCUUGAGGGGACAGAGGAACUGAGCGAGAUGUCGGCUAGUGUCGACCAUUUACGUAUUCCCACUCCUCGCUAUUCGUACAGAGAUUUAUAGAUAGCUACACAAAUGUUCGUUCCUCUGCGGACAACGGGGAAUUAUCGUACUGCGGGUGAUGUCGAUAGCGCACAUAACAUAUUUAGAAUUGCGUACGAAUGUGACGCGCGGCGACCAGUCUGUGGCGUUUCGAGAGAAACUGUAACAGAAGUAGUUGCACUUUCUGUUGUUCAAGACAUCAACAGCGGUAAUAACGGCAGCUACUUUUCCGGCGUCGUCAACGCUAUCACCGUCAGCGUUGGCAUCAUUAAGAGCAGCAGUAGAUGGGUGAUGAAGAGUUGAUUUCAUAGGACGUGUUUGGUUUCGAAGUUACGCUCUCCUUGGCAUUCGGCUGGCGGCGUAUGUUUCCAACGGAUAUGAACUUCUAUGACUUGUAUUUUACCCCCCGUUCCACGGACCUUAAGUGUUCGAUAUGUUGCUCAAUGUUUACUGUCAUUAAAAACCAGUGCACCUAAUCCUUGCCUAAACACAGUUUCCUCUGGCAAAUGAUUGGCUAUAAUCAGAAGUGAAAUGUGAUGGUUAUAUGAUAGAAGAAUAGUUGCGACCGAUGUGGACUUGUGUAUGAAGGGCCAUACACAAAGAGGUUUACGUUUGUAGCCCUGUGCCAGAAUCCUGUGUGACCUUUUAAACGUAGAACUGCUCUUUUUUUUUUAAGGAUGUCACCUUGCGUAACUCGAGUGUUUCUGGGGAUGCCCGCAUCAAUUUGCUUAGUGGACAAAGUGACUGCGCACAGUUAUGGUUAACGAACAACUGUUCACAGCAGCGACUAUUUCCGAUUUUGCUAAGUAUUUACUUCAAUUUGAUGUUUUACGUGUAACAAAUAACUCAGGUGUACAUUGAACGGAUUUCUGUUCUAAUUCAUAAGCGCGUACUUAUGUAAGCAGAUUUAGGAACACGAAAACGAGAUUCUGCGAUAGUCGCUUGAUCUUUUAAAGAUUUUGCAGUUCACACAGAGCUAACUGAUUGGGUGAGUUGUCUGUGCUAUUAAAGUCGAUGCGAAGUACAUAUUGAGCAUAGAACGACUCAUGCUACUGUCAACUUUUAGUAAGUAAAUACGUUAGGUCAUUAAGAUCAAUGCGUCAGUAUUCCACGUAACCUUGUUUUUAUUGUGCAUUCAGUGCGUGGAUGUAAACAGUUGUGUUUUCAUUAUAAGUUUCCAGAAAAAAAAAGUUUUUAGCUUGCUUCUACGUUCAUAUGUGGAAGUUUGUAUUCACAUACGAUUUUGAGAAAUCAGUCCAAAGUUCCUUACGCGUAUCCGCCUGCACUUGUUGGUGAUGAGAUGCAUAAAACGGCCUGCAUUUCAUCUCAUGUAGUUUUAAAUCAUUCAGUACCCAAAAGUCGUAAGGCUAAUACAUUAAACGUGUUUCUUUUAGUAUUUGUUACAUUUUUCUAGACCGCGUGGGAAUAUUAUUCUAAUGAUCACGCAGUAUACGUAACAUAUUAUAUUACUCAGUGUUCUGUCGAUACGAACGGAGAAUGAACUCGAAUUACUUUUUUUUUUCAGUUACUCCCCGCUUAAUAUACGAGAGUAGCCAUUUAAUUCAAGCAGCACGUGAACGACGUUAAAAUUGUAUUAGCAUUUUUCCCAGUUUUUAUUUUAACAAUGCAAAAAAUAUUACUUCAGCUUGUCUCUUACACUAAGGUAAUUUAGUUAACUGGGCUGCAAACGACAGCGUCAAAGGUCUGGGCCGCCUGCAUAUUUAAACUUAUGCUUUUCAACUUACUGUUUUGAAUACUUGUAGGUCGAGGCGUUAUUACAGGAACAAGGCCCUUAAUAUUGCAGAGUGCCAAGGUAGAAUUAAAUUAAGGUAGAAUAGAAGCUUUUAUUUUUGACCUAAGUUGCAGAUCAAAAUGCGUGUAAAGUAUGUACUAACUGAUUAAUCAUUUGCAUCGUUUUAUACUCAAGUGUUUUGUUUGUAGCUAACUGUCAGUUUCAUCGCCCCUGCUACCCUGACCUACGGAUCUUUCUCUAAAAACUAAUUUUCUUAACUAGAUUAUAAAAAAAAGCUACUUAAAAUGGCCCGACUAUCAUGAAGUGCUACCCUGCGGCAAAAUUCAAAGUUCCGGAAUUCAGUGACUAAAAAAGGUCUUAGUUGCCACCUAUUUAUAAUGGAUGUGCAGUAUGCCGCUGGUUAUUGAUGCAGAUUUCCGUUCCGACAAUAAUUCGGUAACUAUAUGCAACCAAAACAUUAUCUUGCUCUCAGGGCAAAAUCGACGAAAUAGGCUCACCCGUAAGCCGGUUAGAAACAAAACUGAAAUAUAAAUAUUAGACCUAACUCGUUUUAUGAUUACUACAUAUUCUGCCAUACUAUAUUAUUACUACAGUUAUGCCAUGCUCAGGAAUUCAGCUUGUCAAACAGAUAGGAGCAACAGCGUAGUCUUAUUGAGAUACAUCUAUAUACAGAUCGCAAGCAGCCGCAGUUCUUUUUCUCCGUGGUCGUAUCGUUGUGGUCCAGACACUACAAUAAUUUUCGUUUCUAUAAAUGGUAGAAGGAAAACAUUACGAAAGUGAAGUUUGAUUCUGUCUAAUUAUUUGACUUAAUUCCGUUUUUGUUGCUCAUCCCGUAUUUUGAAGGUACCAGGUACAUGAAUGCAGAACCAAUGCAAACUAGAGAGAUUUACAGACAAAAAAAAAUUCUGACCAUGAAUAAAAUUACCAAUUUCAGUGUUAAUAAAGUAUAUUAUAAAGAUAUAUAUUAGUACUAUUAUAUAACAGGAAAUAAGCUUUUACGGUUUCAGCAUUGUAAGCCUUCGAUUUCAAUUGAAUAUGAGCUGGACCGACGAACUAUCGGCUAAGCAAGAAAAUUUUCAAGCAUAGCAAGUGGCACCGUUGUUAUUAUCGGACAAUACAGCAAAUUAAUGUAACACCAUCUUAUUUGUGGUUUCACGUUUUUUUCUGACCUGAAUAGACCGAAUGGAUAGUUCGGUCGCUGGUGCCACGGAAGGCGCUGUCGUACCAGCCGGUGUCGUCGAGCCUGCGAGACUGGAACAUUCGUCAGAUAAGCAUCCACGACAAGCCCUUGAUGCCAUUAACGUACUUCGACUUCAUCGGGAACUUUGCGACGUCGUCCUCGUCGUCGGGAGUAAGAAGAUCUUCGCUCAUCGAAUUGUGCUAUCGGCAUGCAGUCCAUAUUUUCAUGCCAUGUUCACUGGCGAAUUGGCUGAAAGUCGACAAACGGAGGUAACGAUUCGCGACAUUGAUGAGUUUGCUAUGGAGUUAAUUGUGGAUUUUGCUUACACAUCACGGAUCGUCGUCCAAGAGUCAAACGUACAGAUGUUACUGCCAGCGGCCUGUUUACUCCAGAUGACAGAGAUUCAGGAGGUGUGUUGUGAGUUCCUCAAACGUCAGCUUGAUCCUUCCAACUGUCUCGGCAUUCGUGCCUUUGCAGAUACCCACGCCUGCCGAGAGCUACUGCGUAUAGCCGACAAGUUUACUCAGCACAAUUUCCAGGAAGUCAUGGAGUCUGAAGAGUUCCUUCUGUUACCGGUAAACCAGCUAAUGGACAUAAUCUCCUCGGACGAGCUAAACGUUCGCUCAGAGGAGCAUGUAUUUACAGCUGUUAUGUCAUGGGUGAAGCACAACGUUACCGAACGUCGCCAGUAUCUUGGUCAGAUCCUCGGCCACGUACGGUUACCACUGUUAAGUCCAAAGUAUCUCGUCGGUACAGUCGGAAGUGAUCUUCUCGUCAAAAGCGAUGAGAUCUGUCGCGAUUUGGUCGAUGAAGCCAAGAACUAUCUCUUAUUACCUCAGGAACGACCUCUAAUGCAAGGUCCUCGCACUCGACCACGGAAGCCAGUGCGCCGGGGAGAGGUUCUUUUUGCUGUGGGUGGUUGGUGUUCCGGGGAUGCGAUAGCUAGCGUCGAACGCUAUGAUCCGCAAACAAACGAAUGGCGCAUGGUAGCUCCGAUGAGUAAGAGACGCUGCGGAGUCGGGGUGGCUGUACUAAAUGAUCUACUUUAUGCUGUCGGAGGUCAUGACGGCCAAAGUUAUCUUAACUCGAUCGAGCGAUUUGAUCCACAAACGAACCAGUGGAGUUGUGACGUUGCCCCAACUUCCAGCUGCCGAACCUCAGUCGGAGUCGCUGUUCUCGACGGGUAUUUAUAUGCUGUAGGCGGUCAAGACGGUGUGUCCUGUCUCAACUUUGUGGAACGUUACGAUGCCGAGAAAAACCGAUGGACAAAGGUUGCUCCUAUGGGAAGCAAACGCCUGGGCGUAGCAGUGGCUGUUUUAGGAGGAAAUCUCUACGCAAUGGGUGGCAGCGAUGGAACAUCGCCUCUUAACACUGUUGAGCGCUUCGAUCCGCGCACAAAUCGAUGGACGUGCGUGGCACCGAUGGGCACAAGGCGAAAGCAUCUCGGCUGCGCGGUGUAUAAUAACAUGAUCUACGCUGUUGGCGGUCGCGAUGAUACUACUGAAUUAUCCUCAGCCGAAAGGUAUAAUCCUCAGCUGAACACUUGGCAGCCCAUCGUCGCUAUGACGUGUCGGCGAAGCGGUGUUGGGCUAGCGGUGGUUAACGGUCUACUUUACGCGGUUGGCGGGUUUGAUGGAACGACAUACCUCAAAACGAUUGAAGUUUACGACCCAGAUACUAACCAAUGGAAAUACUGCGGUAGCAUGAACUAUCGGCGACUUGGAGGCGGUGUUGGGGUGGUACGGUUGCCUCAAUGCGAUAUGACAACACAUUUCUGGUAAAUGAGAAAUAGAACGGAUGCAGCAGUAACCUAGAAAGAAUCUAACGAUGAAGGACAUACCUUAGUUAUAAAUAGCUCUUUUUAAAGGUGAAGGUCGUGUGAACUGCUCGAAACUGUUGAUACUCGUCUAGUUGAAAUUAAAGGACAUCUUUCGCAAUACACCGUAUCAACGUAAGAAGGAUCAAAGUGCAUACGGUAAGCUCGGCUCUUUUUCAUGCAGUGAACUAUGUGAGCUGACGCCAACCAGGAAGACUUGUAAUACUAACGAAAGGAUGCGGGCCACGUCAAGACCGGUGACGCACAUGACGUAGUAUAUUUAAUUUUGACGACGAGUUGAUAACUAAGAAAGUUCAGGUGGAAGUUCGUUUCGGUGAUGAAUCGCUAAUGAUUCUAGUUCACACUUAUGGUAUGUAUACACAUAUAUACAAAACACCGCACCUAGAGGCUUGUGUUCAAUUGAGAAUGAACUUUGUACGAGCGAUAGUGGGGUGGCCUUAAUUCUACAAAAUGCUCUGAAUCCGCAUCACUCUGGUGUUGUAGUUAUUACAGAUUUGACUAAAAAUCAUAGAUUCCUGACUGUAGCAGAGCUGUUGUUACUGUAUACUAAUGACAAGUAUAGGAGAAUACACGUUAACACUACUAGUUACACGAGGCACACAGGCAUUGUGAAUGCAAAUCUUAUAAGCGUUUGUAUGGGUGCGUGCAUUGGCCAUCUGCCUAAGGCGUGACAUAAGUUUGCUGUUGCUCACUCAUUGCUAACCCUGUAACAUGGCCAUUAAUUAGUCUUACAAGUAAAUGUCCGCCAGCCAAGAGGAGAGUGGAACCAAUGUCACUGCAACAAGCAGCCGAUCUUUAGGUCAUAAGUGUCAUAGUUUUAUUUGUAUUUGAAUAUUUACUUGUGUACUCAUGGUUCUUCCGUACAUUAUAUCUAUGUAGUGUAGCGUUUAUGUACAAAACUUGAUAUUCGGUCGUUUUAGAGACAGUGUGCUUCAGCUCUGUGAGACGGCCAUUUAAACAUUUGUAAAUGAAUCGCGCUGAACGGUCCUGAACAUCGCAAACUGAAUUUGAAGUACAACUAUUUUUUUUUAUCUAUUUAGUGAGAAUAAGUUCAACUUUUAGCGGUUCAAAAGAAAGAUCUAACCAAGCGUCUAUCACUGAUUUGAAAACAACUCUAUUGAAAAAAUAAAAACAUACAAGUAAUCAGGUCAAUGGCUAUCUAAUGCUGACAUCAAUUGAUGAUCAAGUAACCAUAAACAACUAUGCUGAUAAGUGUACGUCGAUAAAACGCUUAAAAAUACAUACUUUUAAAUCAUAGAUGAACAACUAGUUUUAAUUGCGUUGAAUGAACAGGCAAACGCAGAUGAGUUGCAAAAUAAAGGUUCUGUGUCGAACCGCUUAUUUUUUAGAUUGGCAGUUCGAGGUUAGUCUGUUUAUCCUGUUUAUAUAUUCUUGAAUACCUGUACUGCGUUGAGUAUUGUGUAAAUUUGAAGACGGUCUCGCAUAAUACAUUAUAGGAAAAAAAUAAAAAGACAAAUAUGGCAGUAAUGAAAUCUUUAUCAAGUGUCAGACAUUAAUGUGUGAGCUAUAACUGUGAAAUGGUAAAAAAAAAAA